AUGGCUCGCGCUCCCGCAGCUCCCUGGGACCAGCUGCGUCGUUGGAUCGACCAGCAAGAAGCCUGGGAGAGGAAGAAUGGCCAAGCAGCCAAACUGAGCCAAAGGCAGCUGGCAGCCAUCAAUGAACUCGUCUCCGCAGUCUCCGAGCCGGACAUUGGCAACGAGAACUACCUGAGCGAGCUGAACAUCGCGUUACAGGGCAAACAAAUGUCGAAUAAUCUCCACUGGAAAGAUGAGGAAGUCGCUCAACCAGGACCAGACGGCACCCCCAACAGUAUUUUGUGGCGGUCCGUCUGCUCAGUGCAAGGCUAUGGGAAGUUUCCUCGUGCUGGCCACGGCUACUCUCACAACCAUAAGCCCUGCUUCCAGAAUAAGAAGAAAGCAAGGCAGUUUGCUGCCAAACAUGCUCUUGCAGCUGUACGUGGUACGUCUGCUUCCUCCAGUUACAAUGAGAGUAGCGCGGGAGGCCCAAGUCCACCCUUGUCAAGGUCGUCGUCCAUGGGCAACCUGUCCGGGGCGGCUUCGCCUGUCCCAGAAGCCCAAGAAAUGAGAGCCUCGUUCCACGCGGGGUCGAAGAGGGUCAAGGUUGAAGACGCUGACGACUCUGCUCCUGCGUUUACGUAUGGGAACGCGGGCCCGUCAUCCUCUCCCUCUUCACGGAGCGAAAAGGACAAAGAAAAUGAGAAACGUAUUGUUUGGCUGACUGGGCGUCUCAAUCUGGAGCAUCCGGAGUAUAGGAUUGAGUGGGAUGACUCGACCCAACUCUUCAGUGGGAAGUUGCGCUUGAGGCCUGGCUACAAAGGCGUCGACGUUGGUCCCGUCGAGAACAUGCCAAAUCAGUUGGCAGCGAAGAAGAAGCUGAACGAGCUUCUACUUGCUUGGCUGGAGAAGGAAAAUAAGGAGAGGGAGGAGACCUUUGAUUUACUAAAGGGCAAUGGGUUUCAUUAG
Molecule: messenger RNA, 948 nt
Organism: Clonostachys byssicola
Lineage: Eukaryota; Fungi; Ascomycota; Sordariomycetes; Hypocreales; Bionectriaceae
Source: the annotation of a GenBank genome assembly